This is a messenger RNA of Diospyros lotus (date-plum), 774 nucleotides long. Its product is annotated as nascent polypeptide-associated complex subunit alpha-like protein 2. Gene Ontology annotation, biological process: protein targeting to membrane. Gene Ontology annotation, cellular component: cytoplasm; nascent polypeptide-associated complex. The record is from RefSeq and is a predicted model, not a curated record. Lineage: Eukaryota; Viridiplantae; Streptophyta; Magnoliopsida; Ericales; Ebenaceae.
AUGGCAUGGCAGCAACUGGUCGCGAGGCAGGGGUCAGCUGGCGGGGACGCGAGCGGAGCAGGUAGCAGCGUGCUGGUGGCUGCUGGGGCGUGUGACGGCGGUGGCGGAGCCAGGAGCAGCAACAGCGUGAAGCGGCUGGAGCUGGUCGCGCGUUGCAGGUGCAAUCUUCUUCCCUUUGGGGGCCGUCAUCUUAAAAGCCUGUUAAAAGCCAUACCUUGUUCAAGCCCUCGUGCUCCGGCGCUACUCUCCGCCCUUAUUGGACUGCCUUUUCUAAGGGUCGGCUUUGAUAUCACUUGGGCAAAUGGUAGUUCAAAACAGAGCAGAAGCGAGAAGAAAAGUCGCAAGGCAAUGCUGAGGCUGGGCAUGAAACCAGUUACAGGUGUCAGCAGGGUCACCAUUAAAAGAACUAAAAAUAUUUUAUUCUUCAUCUCAAAACCGGAUGUCUUCAAAAGUCCAAAUUCUGAGACCUAUGUCAUUUUCGGGGAAGCAAAGAUCGAGGAUUUGAGCUCUCAACUGCAACAACAGGCAGCUCAACAGUUCAGGAUGCCAGACAUGGGGUCUGUAAUGGCAAAGUCCGAUACUUCUGCUGCUGCUACUGCUGCUGCCGAAGCACAGGCAGACGAGGAAGAGGAAGACAUCGAUGAAACUGGUGUGGAGGCUCGUGACAUUGAUUUGGUGAUGACUCAGGCAGGAGUAUCAAAGGGCAAAGCUGUGAAGGCUCUCAAGACAAACAAUGGAGACAUAGUCAGUGCCAUUAUGGAGCUCACCAACUAA